GUUUUGUAACUCACAACUUGAGCGAAAAUUUGAGCGGCUUGAGAGUUUUGGGGCGUUGACGGAUUGGACUUUGUGCCGAGCUCUCUUUAAUCUUGCGGACUAGGAGAGGAGUUGCGUUGCAUUGAAAAACGAGUUUUGAAAAUUCCCAAGAAAUUUGAGUAUCCCAAGCUCGCCAUUUUUACCAUGCUUCCCGUCAUAUUCAGACCCCCCAAGAGAGAUAAAACAUCAACUAUCCCCUUUGCUAGAGUUAUCAAGACCACCCCAAAAGCUACUACAAGAAUCAAUAACGAAUGAGGAAGAUGAGAGAAGAUUUCGUUUUCGUGAACCUCGGUCGUACUUCUACUUGUUUCGAGUAAGCGCAUACUUCAGUACAUCAAGGGACACGACCGCGGUGAGAUACUAGAGGCGACUGUCUUUUGUGUGGUCGCAACAACUUCUCGCUCUCGCCCAAAAUCUGACGCACCAAAAAUAGCAGCUCUCAUUGGGACCGCGGCACAGUAUUUCUCUCACUGUAGUUUUCGAUUGGACCUCAUGCGCACGAAUACGAAAAAGGUACGCAAUCUGCGCUUGGUUUUGCCGUCGCCGUGACCAGAGUGCCUGCACCUGCGAUCGUUUUCUCCUGUCUUGUCGAGAAAUGUCCCGCCUCGCCAUGAAUGGCCAACAUUCUCCAAGCUACGGAAGCCCGACUCCAAGAAGCUGCGCCAGAGGACCUUAGUGAGGUGACCCCUUCAUGAUGAAGAGAAAACCUUGCAGUCGCUGGCGUUGUUUUCUUUGCUGGUAGCUGAAAGUGGACAAUAAUGACUAAAGAUGGGAUGUUGUGUUUCCGAUGCUAAGCACGCAGCCUCGGCAUACGAAGCUACCGCGGACAUCUACGAUCUCAAACAAGCAGCUGCCUUGGAGAGUAUUUUUUCAAGGAUAAAAUUCAAAUUGCUAUGUAAUUACUAGUUUGCAAAAAUCUCCUGCAGAUAAGUAGCUAGUAUGUAACUCGCGCUUGCAUGAUCCUCUACAACGGUGCUGGCCAGGAUAGACAUCGAGACUUCGUUGAAUAUUAUGAAAGAGCGUGCACCAAACAUUGUCCUACAGGUGAGCUGACUGCUACCGGAGACGCGGUCUCUGACGGGCAAAGCUCGGUGAGUGCGAGUGGUGAGCGCUACCCGCCGCCGGACCGGCCUCUCGAUCCAGACAUGGCGAAGGUUCGGCCGCUCUACGCAUCGAAGAUCGAGGGCAACAAGAGUAACACGAUGCUGCUGCCAAAUGGCACACACCGCUCGCCCCUGGACAACGCCCACGGAGCUGCAGGGGGCACCUCCUCUGUGUCGCACGGUGACCUCCACCUGCAACAAGGCCAGCAGAACGCGUCCAGCAGCAGCACCACCGGAACGGAUUCGCGAAGGCAUAGCAGCUCGUCGAGCUCCUCCAGUUGCGCCGGGGGCCUGCAGCGAUCACGCGUAAAGCAAGACCAGCAGCCACCACCGCCUGCCGCUAGCGAUGCGGACCGCAAGAAGCGGUCCACGGUUCUGGAGCAAAAGCUUCGAGAGCAGUACUCGCAGAUUCGCGACACGCCGUUCUGGCGACCCAAGGUACGUGACAUAAGUAUAAAUAUGCUGAUCCAAUAGAAUAAUCAGCAAGCCUAAGUGUGGUCCACAUCGAUAUCUAUGUCCACUGCACUUUUGCUAUCUGAAUAGAAGAUCAUCUUUUUAUCAUAUCGUAGGCAGCACGAUGAAAUUUUGGGUGCCAGCAUCCUCAACGAACCGCUUGUGGUUCGAUCAUGUCGAGGCCUGGCUGGUGGUGGCUACAUUACCAGCUGAAAUUUACCUUUUGAUGAAUUUUAUCGUAUUUUAUGUUGAACUGCAACAACUGCGCAUGCAUCGGAGCUGCUGUAGCGAGUUCUUCCUGACGCGAUCAAACAACAGUCCGAAAAAGUGUUUUUGUGCCGCUGAAAUUAGGCUAUUGAACGAUCUCCAGCGUCUGGUCCUCUCUGGAAAGCCAAUUUCACUCUGCGCAGCUUCUUGGCCAUAAUGAUAAUGCUUAUGCUUUUCUCGCUUGCCCAUUGCGUGCCUUUGCAGCAUCGUUGCUGGAUUUUUGUCAAUAGAUCACUUCAGCGACACAAAAACCAAAGCGACUAGAUACCGCCACCAAUGAAUUGUUCUCGAUUGGAGCAAGCCCAGCAUGCCCUGGCCCAAUAGAAAACUUUAUGCGGCCCGCCCCGGAGUUGUGCGAUUGCAUUAUGUAGUAGUAGAACAGUCUCGCUGACCCCGAAUCCCCAUCAUGUCGUGCCACUCGUCGCCUUACAAUCCUGUGGAGGAAGUGCCCCAUCUGUCAGUGUCUGAGUUGCAGAAGUACCUGGAUGAAAGAGGGUUGCCUUUCAAGGCGGAAGUAGCGCAUUUCGACAGCACGCGGCAUCUGAUCAACGCAAAAGCUGCAAAACAGGUGCUACAGCAGAAGGACGAAAACGGGGAGAAAAACAAGAAAGUGAUAGGUCUGACUCUCUCGAAACGGCAGCUGAACAAGUUCUACAAGUGGCAGCCCGUUGGGGGGAACCGCGCGCUGGAGGCCCAGACGACGAGCACUGCCGCCCCUGGCAGCAGUGGCCCCGACGACGGGCAGCCCAGCGGCGACUCCACCACCGCCGAUAGUGGCGCGGGAGCUAGCAGCACGGACCGCAGCAAGAAGUUCUCCAUCCUCAAGGUAGGCUCGAAAAGCCGGCCGAUCAAGGAGGAGCACAAGACGGACCAGUACGGGUUUCUGCUGAAGCGCGCCCUCUCCUCCCGCCGCGUGAAGCAGGGCGCCGUCGGGGACUGCUCGUUUCUGGCCAUCCUGAACUGCCUCGUGGACUUCGACGCCAGCUUCAACCACAACUACGAACUUUCCCCGAACAACCGGGGCGGCAGCCGCAACGCGUUUCUGCGGAGCCUGUUCGUGGCUUUCAUCCCGGAGAAGAACGUCAUCCUGGUCAAGCUCUACAUCGACUGCGAGUACCGCUUAGUGCCGGUCACGCCGACCGUGCCCAUUUCGCGCGAGGGAAAAAUCCUCUGCGCACACUCCACCACGGCGACGGAGGUGUGGAUAUGCCUCCUGGAGAAAGCCUACGUCACCAUAAGCGGUGGCAACUACGACUUUUUCGGAAAAGGUACUGUCUCUCGUACUGGUUGCAACUUCGACAUCUCGUCCCGGCGAUGUCAAAGAAGUAGAAGUAGGAGUUAAGGUUGCCCAUGGUUGUUGCAAGAAUGAUCAAUCUAAACCAUCGUUUUUAAGUAAUGGUCAUAAAUAUCCAGGCAGCAACCCGAAUACGGACGGCUACCACCUGACUGGCUGGGUCCCGGAGACGCUUCCAAUCAACUUUUUGAUGCAGCAGAUUUCCGUCGGGCAGUACGACGCGGAGGCCUCCAAAAUAUGGGACGCGAUCCACAAUGGCAUGAUGACCGGCCGCUGCGUGGUGUGUUUGGGCACGGGCAGGAUAAAGGACGCCGUGGUGGAGCGAGGCAGCGACGAUCCGGAGGGCGUGUCCGUGAAGUACGGGAUUGUUCAGAACCACGCCUAUUCCGUCUUGAAAGCGCACGUUCUCCCCAACAGCCCCUACCACGGCACGCAGACCCCAACCAGGCUCCUCUACCUGAAAAACCCAUGGGGCCGGUGUCAGUGGAAAGGUAUCGACAUUGAUGUAUCAAAAUGGAAGUAGGAAUUGGAGUAGUUGAUGCAGUCGUGGUUCAUCAGGUCCCUCGCGUUCUUUCAGCGUGAAAAUGAAUGCUAUUGUCGUAUCACGCAAGAAGGAGCCGAGAGACCUAUACAUCUCCUUGUUUCAUCGCACAUAAUUCUGUCAGGGCGUUUCGGUCCGCGAGACCCGGUGUGGGAGACGUUAAACGAGGAAUUUAAAAACGCCCACCUGCCUCCCGGGAACAACGGCACGGGGAAGACGGACGACGGCUAUUUUUGGAUGGAGUGGAAGGACGUAUUGCAGUCAGGGACUUUUAGCCACAUUUACAUUUUGUGGAACAAGGACCGGCUCAUCAGGAAGAAGAAAAUAUCGCGCCUCAGCUACGAAGUCAGGUACGACGACGCCUUCAACUGCCUUGGCGGAAAUCCGCAGUUUCUCUUGAACGCGAAAAAGGGCAAAAAGUACGUUUCGUUUUUUCACUGCUUUACCUUUGAUUUGUUUUGAUAUCUUCACAACUUUGUCCUUAUUUUUUGCGAAUUACUUCGCGCGUCCAGUAGUUCUCCUGCAGCUGCUGCAGUAUCUAAGUAUCUACUUCCACCACAACAAAGGAAGAGAAACAGAAAAGUGCGACUUGUAGAUUCGCCGCCAAGAUCGUUCGGCUGCUGCGGUUUUUUGUGAACUUUGGUCCGACGGCCACGGCGAGCUAGUACUGUUUCUAUUUUUGUUCAAACAGGUACUACUUCGUGGUCUCGCGCGUGAAGAAUACGACCUUAUCCAGUAGCUACAUCGCCGCCCACGCAUACAGACUGAGAGCGCCGCGGUUGCAAAAGCUCCCUCGAAUACGAAGCUCCCGUGGGAGAAUAGGCAGUUCCAUUGAAACCAAUAGUUCCAACAGCGACCUGAAAAAGCGACGAACGGACGAAGAGGGCGAGCACUGCUUCACGGCUGCCAGCUCUCCGAACAGCGACAGUCUUGCCGGCGCACCCGAAAAAAUCGUCGAGGAGUCCUGCAGCGGUAAAGAAAAAACGAUGCUUUUUCAUGUCUUAACCGACAGGGAUUUCUUCACACGAACAUAUGGACCUGUUAUACUCAAACUCAACCUUUGACGUCAUCAGGAAAUCCGCAUGUGGUCCUUGUGGUCGUGGACUCGAGAUCCGAUGAUUGUUUUUGUUUCCGCCCAGUAUCAUGACUACAGUAGGGACAACGAACUGACACCCAUAAUUCGUCAUAAAAAAAAUCAAAUCAGAAACCGCCUCCUGUGUGUCUCUUAUGGAAGGCGUGCACCAUCACGGUGAUGAAGAGGUGGAUAAUUGUCUCUGUCCCGGCAGCGCCUACUUUGACAGCUCCGACCAGAACGAAGAGCCAGGAUUUGUUUCCGAUCAAGGAGUUGGCUCUUCUGAGCAGUACGCCGAAGGAGAGCACUGCACUGACGACCACUACUCCACGGAUCCACCCGGUCUCGACGGGUACUUUAGCCACCAAGCAUUCGCGCAGCCGCGACACCAGGGCAACACUGAGGCCGCCGGCCCGCCACCGGAAAUAACGGUUCCUAGUACCGAGGGUGGCAUAGUAGCUGCUUCUUCUGCGAGCCCCGACGCUCCGGGAUGGACAUUAGGUAGUGGCAUGCAAGUAGGUACAGUCGCAGAAGAACAAGCAGGUGAGAACGUCAAUCCGCCUGCCUUUCACAAUUACGGCUCUGACCUUCCGCCAGAAGGAGGAGCGAGUGAGGGCUGCAAUCCCUCCGCGAUAAGUAGAAUACCAACUGCUAGAACAAACGGGACAACAACUACCACACCAACGGCAAAUGACGGUACCACGACAUCAUCAAUGCUGGUGAACAAUAAUAAAGUGCGGUCGGCCGAAGCGAAGACGCAGCUGCCCCUGCCACACCUCCGCCACGUGGACGGAAGCCACCACCGCAGCCCCGGCGGCAGCUACUUCGAUCAGCAGAACGGCGAACCCAGUGCGUACAGCAAGACCGGACCCUUCGGAACCGACCGCGGGGGCGGGUCCGCCUGGGCCAGCUGGGAGGAUCGGCUGUGGUGCCCGUCGCACGAGCAGGUGACCUACUUCCCGGGGGUGUACACGAACGGAGAGUGCUGUCUGAUGAAAAUCCAGCACAGCAGUGCGCCCACGGACGGGAGCGACGAGUGGGAGCAGUACGUGCUGCUGCUCUCGCAGCACGACUCCGCGGAGCGCGUCAAAUUCAGUGUGGAGAUUUUUGUCGAGGACGACGAGGACGGGGGGGACGUGGAUUUUGAGAUGAUCCCCGACAUCCCGCGGGCUUGGUACCAACACUUCGCGAAGGAGCAGUGGCCCCUGGACUGCGGAUGCAUGAACGACAAGGUGCGGUACCUGAGCAACCCAAGCUUCCUGCUGAUGGCAGACGGGGAAACACCCACGGACCUCAUGAUGGUCCUCCUUUCCCUGCAAAACUCGCUGAACAUCCGCUUCUGGGAGGAAACGUCGCAGACCUCGUUCUUCUUUCGCGAGCUCAUCGAUUACCACAGUCGCGAAGCAAGGAGGAAAGAGCGCAAGAAACUAUCGCCGAACUUCCUCGAGGCGCUGUCCGAGCAGUGCGUGGGCAACAGUGGACCCUACCGCUACGAAAUAAAACUUUUUACAAGUCAGCUCAAAGUGCGCUCGCAUCUGCUUCAGGUAAAGUUGUGUGUAGCUGCCCCGCACCGCCACUGCUGGUGUUUGCAUGCCAUGUCGACUUGUUCUUUUACUUUUUGCAAGCAGUAGGAGUAAAUGCCAACUAUCUCCUGCAGGAAUUGAAUAACACGGAAAUCUCCGAUCGGCGCAGCUCAGGUCGGCAGGACACUUUUCUGUGUUCCAAAAGAUAUUAUGUACAGGGACCGCAAGGCAAAACCAAAACGAAAUGAACCGCGAAAGCAUGUCCGCGGUAAUACACCGCCACACGGAAGCAGAGGCACCUCUAGCGGUGUAACAAGUUUUGCUUCCAUACACGCCACAAUUGCUGCACGCACCUGAUCAAAAAUAUGAAGCCGGGAACGAGGUAAAUGGAUGUUUUAUGUGCCACAUUAUUAUUUUCGCUUUUGCUCUUCUUAUGAUAGUGUUGAUUCGGAAAACCACGGAAUCACAUGAAACCGCGGAUCCAGCAGCACACACUCACGUCGUCUCUUAGUACCCUUAUUUCUACCAAACCGCACAGGUACUUGUGCAUUGUGUCGACAUUCAAGCCCCUGCAAAGCGGAGACCAGCUGGACUACGAUUUGGAGAUCACAUCGACUGCAAACGCUAACAUCAGCAUGAAGCAGCUUUCUGGUUUCACGAAACGAAAGUCCAUUUUCCCGCUCCGGUAAUCGAAACCGAUUCUCCUGCACAAUCCGCAGAGCCGCCAUUUCCGACACGGUGUUGCCAGGUUUCACUUCAUACGGACACCGAGACAAUUGGCGCAAGUCAACCUUACACUAAGUUCCUGAAAUUGAUGUCCCUGCUUGUAUCGUUGUCGUUCCCCCCCCGGUGCGCUACUCGGCAUUUUCCUCUGGCACUUGUGGUCGUUUAAGAACCAACUCCGUGUCAUUUCCCACCCGACCCCUGACGAGGACCUGCUCAUCUCUACUAAAACCCACUCAAACUCCUUGCAACGAUGGAUCCCCGACCCGUUUCCCCGACCCGUCUCUGGCAUCAUUUAGGCGCUGGAGAAAGAAAUUUUUGAACUCGCAAAAGAAAAUUUGUACUAUCUCUACUGCAGAGCUUUUUCGCAGCUUCUCGCCGUGGCCAUAUUUAUUCUUGUAAUCCCCCGCCAUUCAAUAUCGCACGGUUGAUAGCCGCGACGACGCACAGCGACGCUUCAAGCCAAUGUGCAUGGCAGGUUUGUAGUGACAGAAGAGCAGAACGCAAGCAAAAACAUAUAAAUAAGCUGAUGAUCGAAACAGUAGCAAUUUUCACAACUAGAAGAGAUUUAUCGCAAGAAUAAGGUUGGAAGUGACGUAGCAGUGAAUGUCUUCCGACUCCGAGAAAAGAGUUCAUUGCCUACUCAUUAUUCCUUGUCCUAUCGAUUUCGUUUAUAUUUGUAACAGAUUGGCGGAGCACAGUAAGUUUUAAGUUUUUCUGUACUUCAUAGACUACAUUUUUUGCUCGCGCCUGUGGAUUUCUUGGAUGAAUAAGUAUUCUGAUUGGUGCUAUGUAUCGAAAGAUCCCGUGUCUCGUGAUUGUAGUUGUAGAGCUGUAUGCGCCAUGUUGUAUUUUAUUGGGUUAGUGGUAGUGUAUAGGAACCGGGGAAGGGGAAACUAACUCAACGGUUUUCGCACAGCGCGGCAGAGGCAGCAGAGCCCGUCUCCCAGUCACCUCGACCUGGCUACAGCUGUACUUUUCGUAUCAAUCUCUCGAGACCACGCAAAAGGAUCAUACUUACAGGGAUCUAACUAAUUUCUGCGACGCACCCGCAUCUGGACACCCGUGCCCUCGCAAAUGUACUGAAUUGGGAAUGGUUGACCCAUUCCUAUGCGGUUCUUCUCUUGUAUAUACUCGCACCUCCCGCCCAGAAGUAGAGGUACAGGUAGUAUGUCGAUUACUUCCGCCGGCCUCCAAGCAUGGUUGAGUACAAGAAAUUUCUUCUGCCCCGAGUGAACUUGCUACACAAAUGUACCUAGUAUGUAAACUUUUGUGCUUAACUUGAAAUUCAGGUUGUUCUGAGGCCGGCUGCCAAGAAGAAUUAUCGUUAACUGAAGCAGAACUUUUUUAUUCUCCAACGCUCAUGCGGUUUGAUCAAUACUUUAUCUUGCAACGUGACGAAAAUUUGCUCCGUACAGACGACUACGACCAUGAUCCAAUUUCCAUUGUAAUACGCUUUCCUUCGUGCAGCUCGAGCCGCACAGUCUGCUCGGGAGUUUGGACUGCCAAAGGAGCAGUUUGUUCGGCACUGCAGGGGAGAGUCCCAGCUCGGUGGAAUGCACACAGGCCCUGAAUGGCCAUGUGCGUGUUUGUUGUGACGACACCUUGCUCGUGGGACGAAGAUGAA
Amoebophrya sp. A120 is the source of this 8642-nucleotide messenger RNA. The record is from the annotation of a GenBank genome assembly. Lineage: Eukaryota; Dinophyceae; Syndiniales; Amoebophryaceae.